AUGGUUCUUUAUGCUGUUUUGAACAGUGCUGUGCUAGCGGAGAGGUGCUGCUCGGGCACAGAGGCAGAGACUUUAAAUGACCCCUCGAAAGCCCCAAGUCAGAGCCUCCAGACUGGACAUUUUGCCAGAGAAAUUUUGGAGCAGAUUCGGCUGCCUCCUGAAGUGAAUCGGAUUUUAUAUAUCAGAAACUUGCCAUACAAAAUUACAGCUGAGGAAAUGUAUGAUAUUUUUGGAAAAUAUGGACCUAUUCGACAAAUUAGAGUUGGAAACACUCCCGAGACUAGAGGAACAGCAUAUGUGGUUUAUGAAGACAUCUUUGAUGCCAAGAAUGCUUGUGAUCAUCUGUCAGGAUUCAACGUAUGCAACAGAUACCUUGUUGUCUUGUACUACAAUGCAAACAGGGCAUUCCAGAAGAUGGACACAAAGAAGAAAGAGGAGCAGCUGAAACUUCUCAAGGAGAAAUAUGGAAUAAACACAGACCCACCAAAAUAAGAUUAUUUUUGCAAAAAUUAUUUUAACUCUUACAACGGUGUUUUGGACUGAACCUCAUAAGGACUGCUAAUCAAGCUUAAUUAUUUCAUUUGACCCUUUUACUUCUAUGCCUCAUGCAUUGACUACUCAGUUUGAAGCUUUGAUAUUUUAAGUUUGGAAUUUACUAAAUAAAUGUAGUUCACUUUUGGAUUUUGUCUAAAUUACUUAACAUUUUUCUAAUUCUAUUAAAUGGACACACUUUUUUCUAGAUAUCAAGGAGACCAUGUUAUUCUUGCAUAACUGGUCUGUUUCAAAUAACGUGACCAAGUAUUUUAUUCAGUCCUGGCAAAAUUCAUCACCCAAGAUUGCUUGCACUAGACUCUGUGCACCAUUUAGAUCCCAUGUUUUAGGUUUAGUGACCUUGUUUGGAUUCUCUGCACAAGAGUGAAUUUCAUUUCAUAUAUGUGUAAAUUAAAUAAAACACAUUGACCACAAUAUUUGUAUAGAAUAUGGUCUAGUAUGUUUUUAACACUUACCACGAAUUUGUGGUAUUGUAUCUAAGUUACCAUUUUUCUCCCUAUGGGAAUGUUUGACUCAAUCUGUCCUUUUUGUUAUAGGGAACUUGUGUUUGUUAUAAGACUGCUUCUUAUAUUAAACAAAAAUGUCUGUCCUGUGUAGCUCUUACCUGAAAUUGGUGAUAAUAAAUUGAGGUCUGGAUUAAAAGUCAUAAACACGAGUUGCCUCUAAAUAUAUCCUUGGUUUUCUAAGAACUGAUUUUGUUGCCAGUGACUGAUGUGCUAUAUUGAAAUUGAUUUUGCUGUGACAGUGAAUGACUGCAAGAUUACUCAGGGCAAAGUAAAGAGCUGAGGGUCAAAUAACUUUAAACUUUUUGGCAUAUAGAUGCAAACACACUUAGACAUGUUAUGCCAAAUGUAAAUGUUAAUGAGAUAUAUCCAUUUGGUUAGUGAAUCACCAUAACUGAGUAUUUAAACUAGUUACUAGCUCAUGCUCAAAAUUCGUUUCCUUGCUUUCAGCUUGAUUGAUAAUGGAAAAAUAACACUUGUGUACCCAAAAUGCCUAUAUACGAGUUUUGCAAACCUUGUUAUAUUCCACGUUAAUUUACUACUGUAAUACCUUUUUUCUUUGAAAUGUUGGGGGGAUUAAAAGAGCACAAUAAACUUAAUCAGACUAA
Messenger RNA from Pelodiscus sinensis (Chinese soft-shelled turtle), 1663 nucleotides. The record is from RefSeq and is a predicted model, not a curated record. Lineage: Eukaryota; Metazoa; Chordata; Testudines; Trionychidae.